AUGAACUUCAACAAGGUGAAUGUUAAACAUUUUAUGGACAAAUAUCAGUCAGUUUUGUUGAAGUAUAAAUUUGAAGGGCAAGAUAUCUACAACUUAGAUGAAGCAGGGAUUACAACAGUCCAAAAGACAGAAAAGGUAGUAGCAUCUCGUGGUAAAAAACAAGUUGGUGCAAUCACAUCUGCCGAACGUGGCACAUUAGUCACUAUGUGUUUGGCUGUAAAUGCGAUCGGUAAUUUUAUUCCUCCCAUGUUUGUAUUCCCAAGGGUUAAUUAUAAAGAUUACUUUGUAAAAGGAGGCCCAUCUGGUUGUGUUGGUGUUGCAAAUAAGUCAGGCUGGAUGCAAGGGAAUGAAUUUUUAGAGUUUAUGAAGCACUUUGCCAAACAUGUAAAGCCUUCAGUUGAUAAAAAAGUACUUGUUCUUCUUGAAAACCACGAAUCUCAUUUAUACCUGCCAGUGAUAGAUUUUUGUAGAGAAGUGGGCAUUGUAUUAUUAUCAUUCCCACCGCAUUGCUCACACAAACUACAGCCGUUGGACCGAUCUGUAUAUGGACCAUUUAAAAAAUAUAUUAACCAAAGUAUGACUUCCUGGAUGACAAAUAAYCCUGGGAAAAGAAUAACUAUUUAUGAUGUACCAUCUAUAUCUUCCAGUGCCUUAGUUAGUGCGGCUACUCCUCGAAACAUUAUUAAUGGAUUUUCUGUGUCAGGGAUUUGGCCAUUCAACAGGGAUGUGUUUACAGAAGAUGAGUUUGCUCCAUCAGUAGUCACCGAUAUGGUAAUAAAUACAACUAMUGAAGAAAUAGUAAACACAACUACUGAAGAAAUAGUAAAUACAACUACUGAAGAAAUAGUAAAUAAUAUUARUGAAAAUCUAUUAAAUUAUGUUAAUAACGAGCCAGUAGACAGUAUAAAUCCAGUAAUUAUUGAUGAACAAUGUCCACAAAAUCUAAGUUAUGAAAUAUCACCUGAACAUAUCAGACCAUAUCCGAAAGCAGCAUUACAARAUAAAAUUAAAAAUAAAGGAGGUAGAAGAAAAGGAAAAAGUGCAAUACUUACUGAUACACCAGAGAAAAUAGAGAUUGAGCAGAGAACAAAAGUUAAUGCUAAAAGAAACAUAGAUUUUGGAAAAAAGAAAAACUUAAAAAAGUCAGUAAUGAUGAUAGUGAUGAAGAAGAAACAUAUUGUUUAG
Messenger RNA from Diuraphis noxia (Russian wheat aphid), 1185 nucleotides. RefSeq lists its product as uncharacterized. The record is from RefSeq and is a predicted model, not a curated record. NCBI's taxonomy places the organism in Eukaryota, Metazoa, Arthropoda, Insecta, Hemiptera, Aphididae.